Messenger RNA from Culex pipiens pallens (northern house mosquito), 1948 nucleotides. RefSeq names its product beta-galactoside alpha-2,6-sialyltransferase 2 (gene SiaT). Gene Ontology annotation, molecular function: sialyltransferase activity. The record is from RefSeq and is a predicted model, not a curated record. The coding region runs from base 372 to 1619 and encodes 415 amino acids. NCBI's taxonomy places the organism in Eukaryota, Metazoa, Arthropoda, Insecta, Diptera, Culicidae. The transcript is spliced from 5 exons.
AUCUUGACUCGUGAAGUUUCAUUCAUCUUGCGAGUACCAUGGCAACUGGAGGCUUAUCAUCUUUCUGAAGGAAAAUGUCUUCCAGGACGUUGGUUUCUUGACCAAUCGGAACUAUUGGGCUGUGAAGUGUGAGCUAAUUCAGUUAACCGUCGUGUCUAACCAAGUUUAUGCAUUCAGAUGCUGUGUAAAGGUUUCUGUCGGAGGAUUUCAGACCCUACACAAGUGGAUUUGCAGUGACUUUUGCAGCUUGUCUUCGACAACCGGAAAGGAGUGAUAAUUUUUCGUCUUUUGAGUCUAGGUAGAUGUCAAAGGUUAAAGUCAUGCCAUAAUAAUUACCCAGUUCACAAACCUCACCACCUCAACACACCAUAAUGCUGCGCAACAACUUCGACGCAACAUUAUGGCUGUUACUGGUUGCAUACUUCUGCGUCACACUUGACUCAUCCAUCCUACGAGAUGUCUCAGCAAACCGCAACCGUCGCAGCGUCUUGUUCGUCAAACUGAACGCCAGCGAGCGACAGCUGAAGGCCGGUGCCGAAAAGCCCUCGAUCCGAACCAAGGAAGAGGACGCCCCACGGACGCGACCUUACUUCAGCACAUCCAAAAAGUCCUACGUGGCGCUGGACACGGCCCGAUUCCUUUGCGACGACCCAGAAUCGGCCAACUGCGCCAACAAGACAUCGAUCUACAAGUCCAAGGUGGUGUACGAGCUGAGGCGAGUCCUCAAGGAGUCGUACGAAGAAAAUGAUUUCUACCGGGUUCAGUACAGGGACGAAGAUCGGAUCGCCGACGAAACGGAACUUUGUCGGCUGACGCGGGCCGACGUUAGGACAAUCACAUGGCGGGAUUCACCCUUCGAUUGGAACGAAAUUGGUCGCUACAUCCCGCCGGGGCCGCUUUUUCGGGAGCGGAACGCAACGUGCGCGAUAGUGUCCAGUGCGGGUUCGCUGAAGGGGUCCAGCCUAGGCAGCUUUAUCGAUGGGCAUGACAUCGUGAUGAGGUUCAACCACGCUCCGACCGUGGGCUACGAGCACGACGUCGGGAGUAAGACCUCCGUUAGGGUUGUGAACUCGCAGGUCGUGGUGAAGCCGGAGUUUGAACUGCUCACUGCCAGUCUGUUCCGGAACGUGUCGAUUGCGGCGUGGGAUCCGGGGAAGUUUAAUCAGUCGUUGAAGGAGUGGAUUGAAACUCCGGACUUCAACUUGUUUGAAAACUUCAAACAGUAUCACCAGAAAUAUCCUGGGGCCAACUUCCACCUGGUUGAUCCACGCAGCAUCUGGCGAGCUUGGAGUGCUCUUCAGGACAAGACCAAGGUUAAAAUCAUCCGUAACCCUCCUACCUCUGGCUUCAUCGGCUUGGGACUGCUGCUUCCCGUGUGCCGUUACGUACACAUGAUCGAGUACAUCCCGAGCAGCAGGAUGAACGGCCUCUGCCACUAUUACGACGACGAGAUCAACUCGGCCUGCACGUUCGGGUCGUGGCACCCGUUGGCCGCGGAGAAGCUGUACGUUCUGCGCAUGAACACGGCCACCGAUUUUACGACCUUCCAGCACGGGAUUGUGCGAAUCGGUCUGGACGGGCCCACCCCAAGUGCUGAAGGUGAUUGCCAGCCGCCGUAACGUAACUCGUUGAUAGUUAGCUCACAUGCUGGAGAUACUGGAGCUACAUUGAGAGGUGUCAGUCAGCAGUCGAUCAGUGUGAAGGGGGGUUGGGGGACUGGAUAAAAGAAGAUGGAUGAGCAAGUAAUUGGUACGCAAGAAUGCCAGGGACACUCGUGAUUUCCUUCUCAAUUGAUUGUUUUGAAUAGUUUAGUUUCACAUUAGAGACAGAAAAGAAAGAAAAGAAGAGCGACCAAGUGUCUGCUUCGAAAAAUAAAAAAAUAAUUACAUUUAAGCCGUGAUCUUGAAAAUUUAUAUAAAUUAAGAAGUGUCAAAUAUGUAUUUCAUAA